CCAUCUUCAGAGCUCAACAGGAAGUGAAGGUCAUGCAGAGGUCGCAGGAAGGCUAUGAAGCCUGAUAUGGACAUAAACAUGUUCACAGAUCCCAGAGCUGGGGAGAACCUCACGGUGCCGCCGAACCUGCCCCAGAAGGCCUCGGAGAACAUCGAGCAUUACCUCAUCAACCUCUUCCUGUCUGGGUUUUACACCCUGAGUCUGUUUCCUGUCGGCCUGGUGGGGAACUUCCUGAUCCUGGUGGUCAACCUGGCCCACCGGGGCCGGCUGUCGGCGCCAGACCUGUACUUCGCCAACCUGGCUGCGGCCGACCUGAUCCUGGUGGCCGACUCGCUGAUCGAGGUGUUCAACCUGAAGAAGGGUUACUAUGACAACGCCGGCCUCUGCACCUUCAUGAACCUCUUCCAGCAGGUCAACCUGUACAGCAGCGUCUUCUUCCUCACCUGGAUGAGCAUCGACCGCUUCGUGGCGCUGACCCGAAUAGCCGCCGGCGCAUGCACCGCACACGCCUGCCGCAGCUGCUGCCUCAUCUGGGCGUUCGCGGUGCUGCUCACCUUGCUGCCGUUCGCCGUCGCCCAGGUGCAGCACUACGGCGAACUCAACUUCUGCUUCGCCAACGUCAGCCAGGUGCAGUGGCUGGAGGUGACGCUGGGCUUCCUGCUGCCGCUCUGCAUCCUGGCCGUGUGCUACUGGAGGAUCGCGCAGGUGCUGCGGCGCAGCCAGAGGCAGCGGUGCUACCUGCAGCAGCGGCCCCGCCGGCAGCGAGCGCUGCGCAUGAUCGCCGCCGCCGUGCUGGUCUUCUUCAUCUGCUGGCUGCCAGUGAACGUCUUCAUCAGCGUUCACCUCCUGAGCGGCACCGACGCAGCGGGCGCUAACACGGCGGGCGCUAACACGCUGUGGGAGCUUUACCCGCUGACGGGCCAUGCUGUCCGGCUCGCAGCCUUCUCCAACAGCUGCCUCAACCCGCUAAUCUACGGCUUCCUGGGUGAAACGUUUCGGAAGAAGCUGAGGCUGUUUCUCCAGGAGAAAAGCCGCAGCGCCAAGCUGCAACGGUUCGCUUCGGAAAAACACAUUUAUGCUCCAGUUGCACCGACAUGUCAGCAUAAGACAUGCGACACAUGGAGUCCCUCCACUAAGUCCAGCUCUAACGGAGGCAAAAGCCUUGUGAUGUAAAGGCACUUUAAGGGACGAAAUGGAAGCAAGGACUUUAACUGAUGUAAAAACUGAGAAUUAUUUCUUUAUUUUUAAAUAAAACUCAAAGUUUCCAGAGCAAUGCUUCAUAAAAAAAUCCAACAGUUGAUGGCAUCUCAAUGUGUGCUGACAUGUGUGCUGGCACAUUUAAGCUAAUGUGCUAAUCUUUCCUUUAGCGACUUUAACAAAAAGGACAAACGUUGCAUUUUGAUGAGCACCAGAAUCAAAACUAUCAACACAAAUCAAAUGUGUUGGUCAAUGUUUGAUUUAUUAUGGUUCCAAAACA
Messenger RNA from Xiphophorus maculatus (southern platyfish), 1477 nucleotides. Its product is annotated as G-protein coupled estrogen receptor 1-like. The record is from RefSeq and is a predicted model, not a curated record. Lineage: Eukaryota; Metazoa; Chordata; Actinopteri; Cyprinodontiformes; Poeciliidae. The transcript has a single exon. Bases 55 to 1173 code for a protein of 372 amino acids. Gene Ontology annotation, biological process: G protein-coupled receptor signaling pathway; cellular response to estradiol stimulus. Gene Ontology annotation, molecular function: nuclear estrogen receptor activity; G protein-coupled receptor activity. Gene Ontology annotation, cellular component: membrane.